AUGCAUAUGCUCUACUAUAUGGGCCUGGAGAACCUGAUAGAGCUCGCAACGGGUGAGCGCAGGGCAAGUGUCAAAUGGGCCUCAGAGAUCUACCCCGAUAGUGUUGGUAGAACACCCUUACACUGGGCCGCAGCAAAUGGGCAUGAGAGGAUAGUGGCCAGCUUUCUACAGAAGCAUUCCGAUCUGCAGGAAAAUCUCUGCACCCCCGAAGUCUCCAAAAGCUCACCGCUGGCAUUAGCCGUUGAUUACGGGCACAUGGGAAUCGUUGAGAUGUUGUUGAAGAAUUCCAAAGGACAGAAGGAACAUAUCCAGUUACUCGAGCUGGCAUCCUCAGGCGGUCACUUGGAGCUUGUUAAGUUGAUCUUUAGUCUUGGUGUUGAUAUCAAUAUCAAGGUUGGUGAUUUUGGCUCUGCCCUUCACGCCGCUGCAUAUGGAGAUCACAUCGAGAUAGUCCACUGGCUUGUGAAACAGGGGGCCAAGGUGAAUGAGAACCAUGGCAAACAUGGCACCCCCCUACAGACAGCUGCAUUCGAGGGAAACCCCACCAUUGUUGCGUUUCUCUUGGAACAUGGGGCGGAUGUCAACUCUACCGGGGGCUGUCACGGGAGUCCUCUUCAGGCGGCAGCCUAUAGAAACUGGAUGCAGAUUGCGACUACCCUUAUCGAAUACGGUGCAAAGGUCAAUGCUGCUGGAGGAGAUCAUGGAAGCCCCUUGGGCGCUGCCAUGUACUCUGGCCACACCGAUAUGAUUAAGCUUCUCAAGGCUAAGGGCGCCCGCCCAACCGACAACACCACCCUACGCAAGCCCUCAAUAUUGGAUCAAGCUACGGUUUCUGCAAUCGCCCAAAUAGGCGGUGAGUUUCAGAAGGGAAAGAUGGAGGUUGUUGAGAAGAGAGUGGAAAAGGUCGCCAAGGAAUUCUUUGUUGCUAUCGCCUCGGGAAACGAAAGAACACUCCGUGUACUUCUCCAGAUUGGCCUCAGAACAUUCAAGGUUGCGCUCAAACUGCAAGGAGCCGAUGCCUUGCUUCUCCUGAUCGUGAAAACGGCACUCAUGAUAUUGGAAGAUGUUGUUGCAAACGAGUUCUCCGCCGGUAUAGAUAUUAUCACACGGCAGUACAGGGAUGCUUUGUACUACGCUCUUGACCAAGGCAGGACCUCCCUGGUUGAGACAUUGCUAUUUGACUGCUCAAAUGCCUUCCGUACCUACCUAGAGGCCGGGGAGGAUGAAAAAGCCAAGAACAUCAACAUCGGCGGCAUGGAACUCCUCUUCACGGUUGUUAGGGCAGGGAGAAGAGACGUAAUUGAGAUGAUUGCUAGGCAGUGGGUCGGUAUUAUUGAAGCUCUCAUGGGCGAGCAGCACGAAGCGAAGUUUAUCGGGAUCAUUAAAGGAUUCGCUGAGAAAUGGGUCAUCGCUGCUAGUGAAAGAAAUACCGGUAUAGUCCUGACUUAUGGUAGAGCUGCCAUGGAGGAACUCCUCGCCGCCGUUUCAACGGGUAAAAAACAGUUCGCCAACCGUCUUUCAAAUGUUUGCAGCGAAGCAGUUCAAAAGGUCUUUGAUUCCAAGGAAAGCGAUGUCUGGCUUGUCAAUCUCUUCAAAGAGCAGAUCUCCGAGCUUCAGCUAUCACAGUGUGAUGAUAAGGAGCUGAGCAGAAUAUGCGCAUUCAGCAUUGAAUUCUUGCUCGCCACAGAGAGAGUGGGUCGGAGUAGACGGAACUGCCAAAUCGCACAGAAAAAAUGCCUAGAAAUAACUGUUCCUAUCCUCAAAGAUCUUGAACAUCGCGGUUUGCUGGAUACUCUGGAGAAUACUACGCGAACGGCCCUCCAGGACAAGCUUUCUGAUUGCGUUGAUGCGACCCAGGUCAAGCAUGUGCAAAGGGAUAUCUCCCGAGUUUUGUCAGCGAUCAUGAAAUUACACAGUCCGGCAAUCAAGGAUUCCUUAUCCCGCAUUACUCAGCGUAUCGAAGAAUGCACAAAAGACAUCAUCAGGACCAGAUGGGGAGAAUAG
This is a messenger RNA of Morchella sextelata, 2004 nucleotides long. RefSeq lists its product as uncharacterized. The transcript has a single exon. The coding region runs from base 1 to 2004 and encodes 667 amino acids. Gene Ontology annotation, molecular function: protein binding. The record is from RefSeq and is a predicted model, not a curated record. NCBI's taxonomy places the organism in Eukaryota, Fungi, Ascomycota, Pezizomycetes, Pezizales, Morchellaceae.